Molecule: messenger RNA, 3993 nt
Organism: Heterocephalus glaber (naked mole-rat)
Lineage: Eukaryota; Metazoa; Chordata; Mammalia; Rodentia; Bathyergidae
Gene: Csf1
Product: colony stimulating factor 1
Biological process (GO): positive regulation of macrophage differentiation; osteoclast differentiation
Cellular component (GO): membrane
Molecular function (GO): growth factor activity; cytokine activity
Source: RefSeq, a predicted model, not a curated record
AUGCCCUACGAGCCACCCGCUUAAAAGGCUGUGCCGAGCGCUGGCCAGCGAAGCUCGGCCGGGGGAAAGUGAAAGUUUGCCCAGGUCCUCUCGGCGGCGCCGCCGCGCUCUCUGCAGUCAGGCACAGCGGCGCGGGCCUCGGCCUGGGCGCGGACUCUGCAGCAGCCAGCGAGCUAGCGAGAGGUUUAGCGCGGCCGACAAGCCCGGCCGGCACCCAGCUGCCCCUAUGACCACGCGGGGCGCCGCUGGGCGCUGCCCUCCCAUGGCAUGGCUAUGCCCCUGGCUGCUGCUGGUCUUUCUCCUGGUGAGCAGGAGUAUUGCUGAGGAGAUGUCGGAGCACUGUAGCCACAUGAUUGGGGAUGGACACCUGCAAGUCCUACAGCACCUAAUUGACAGUCAGAUGGAGACCUCAUGCCAUAUUGCCUUUGAGUUUGCAGAUGAGAAACAGUUGAAAGACCCUGUGUGCUACCUUAAGAAGGCAUUUCUUCUGGUGAAAAACAUAAUGGAGGACACCAUGCGCUUCAGAGAUGAAACCCCCAAUGCCAAGGCAAUUGGCCAGCUCCAGAGACUCUCUGUGAGACUGAAGAGCUGCUUCACCAAGGAUUAUGAAAAGCAGGAUAAGGCCUGUGUCCGAACUUUCUAUGAGACUCCCCUCCAGUUGAUGGAAAAGAUCAAGAAUGUCUUCAAUGAAACAAAGAAUCUCCUUGAAGAAGACUGGAAGAUUUUCACCAAGAACUGCAGUGACAGUUUUGCUAAGUGCUCCAUCCCGGAUGUGGUGACCAAGCCUGAUUGCAACUGCCUGUACCCCAAAGCCACCCCUAGCAGUGACCUGGCUUCUGUCUCCCCUCACCAACCCCUCGCCCCCUCCAAGGUUCCUAAGGCUGGCCUGACCUGGGCUGAUUCUGAGGGGACAGAGGGCAGGUCCCUCCUGCCUAGUGAGGACCCCCUUCACACAGUGGACCCAGACAAUCCAAAGCAUCGACCACCCAGGAGCACCUGCCAGAGCCUCGAAUCACCAGAGACCCCAAGCCUCAAGGACAGUCCCACUGGAGAUUUACCACAACCUCACCCCUCUGCCGGGACCCCCAGCCUUGGGGUGAAGGACAUUCUUGACUCUGGACUGGGCACUAACUGGGCCUUAGAAGAGGCCUCUGGAGAGGCCAUUGAGGGUCCUGCACCUCAAGGGGCAGAGUUUUCCCCCUCUAGGCCAGAAGGGGGCAGCAUCCAGGCACAACUGCCCAUACCCAGCAACCUCCUCUCAGCAUCUUCUCCACUCCCAAUAACAGAGGACCAACAGCCACCCUUGCCUAAGGUAGACCCUGUGAGAUCCACCGACCAGCCCAAGCAUGACACUCCUGAGAAGACAGACCAUUCAUCUCUUCUGCCCACAGAGGGCAAGGAGACAGGCUCUACCCAGACCUCGUCAGUCUGGCCCCAAGGCUUCAGCAAUCCCGCCAUCCUUUCUGCUCAACCACAGGUUCCUGGAAGCCACUCCUGGGGAAAUGUGCUGCCUCUUGGGGAGCUGGAGGGCAAGAGGAUCACACGGAACCGGAGGAGCCCUGCAGAGCUGGAAGGAGGACGAGCAAGUGAGGGGGCAGCCAAGCCCCCAGCCCCUUUUAACUCCGUUCCUUUGACUGACACAGGCCAUGAGAGGCAGCCUGAGAGAACCUUCAACCCCCAGCUCCCUGGGUUCGUCUUCCACCUGCUGGUGCCCAGCAUCAUCCUGGUCUUGCUGGCCGUUGGCGGCCUCCUAUUCUACAGGAGGAGGCGGAGGAGCCAUCAAGAAUCUCAGACAGUGGAUUCCCUCAUAAGGCACCCAGAGGGCAGCUCCCUGACCCAGGAUAUGGACAGACAGGUGGAAUUGCCAGUGUAGAGGAAAUCCUAAGCUGGGCACGCAGGACUGUCUCUCCAUGAGAGAAGACGUGAUGGGGCCGUCUGCCACUACCCUCCCCAGCUCUUCUCUGGGAAAUGUGGCCUUCCUACCAUCUGAGCUCCUGCCUGCCAGGACUGGACCAGAACAGCCAGGCUAGGGUCCCUAUGCCUUGACCUCAGACUUUCGACCAACUGAGAGAGGGCCAGAGGACACCCCCGACACUGCCUUUAUUUAUUGUGGGCCCUGGAGGCUCUGUGAGCUUAAGGAAGGCUGGUGAGCUGGCUCAGGACCUUCUCCCUCAGGGGCUGCACCCUCUGCUUCUUCUUCUCUGCCAGCACCCGGGUCAAGGACCCACCUGCCAGUGGCAUGUGGGAGACCAGAGUGGGUGCUGAGGAGCCAUCUGGUACCAAGAGAUUUCAUUGUUGACAUGCAGGGACCUGUCUCCAGAGAGGAGUCUUUGAUCAGGGUGGGGCAUCAGCCUGAUUUCCUGUAAAGGCAAGCAGCCCAAAAGAUAGGAAAAAAGAGGAGGCCUCUAGCAGUGUGCACUGACAGCUUGAAGGGAUCUAUACCCUCUACUCACCUGAGUGCCCUCCGCUGGUUGCCAGGUGGUGAGGGGAGGCCAGCUCUUUCCUCAGGACCUGCCUACCCUGACUCAUGAUGCCAAGAGGAGGACCUAGCUCUGGUCUCUACACCUCCUUCCCUUCAGCCCCUGCCAGAGCUUCUCCUGGAGGCCAGGCAGAGGCUCCCCUCAUGAAGGAAGCCAUUGCACUGUGAAAACUGAACCUGCCUGCUGAACAGCCUGCCCCUUCCAUCCCCAUGAGCAAGCAUCCGUCCAAACGUCCUCCCACCUCUCCAGCCUCUCCCCAGCUUCCUGCACUGAGCUGGUCUCACCUGUCGACUGAGGGAGCCCCUAAGCCCUAAACUUCUCCUGAUUCAACUUUUGACUCCUCGGGUGGAGCAGGUGGAAGAACUGCCCAGGCCAUCAGCCAGAGCUGGUCUUUAGGCUGUGUGUUCACCCAGGUUUCUGCAUCUUGCACUUUGACAUUCCCAAGUGGGAAGUGACUAGUGGAAAGGAGAAAGGGAGGGAGGUGGAGGCAGAGAAGUGCAGGGAGAGCUCUGACUGAAACCAGGAUUGAAAAUAUGAGUAUGCCCCUGAGACUGGGGAGACAUCUGCACCCCAACCCCUCAGUCCAGCCUACUUUGCCUACUGCCGGGAGGCACCUGCAGCUGAACAACUUGUCCCCAUCAGGAGCCCUGGAGCUGGGCUGCAUUCCAGCCCCACCUGCAUGGUCCCCAGCUCUCCUCUUUUGGUCCUUCUUUUUUCUGACCCUUAUAGGCAGUGACACCCUCCAACUCUCACCCCACCAUCUCGGGCUAGGCAAGCCAGAGCUGGAGAGGAACCAGGAGACCCAGGCAACUGCUUCCAACUCUGCUCUGAGGACCUCUGCUUCCUGGGCUGGCCCCUGCCAUGGCUCUGAGACCUGGGAACCAGGUGACAGGGCUGUCAAUUGCCCCUCGGUCCCUUUUUGCUGCUGUGUCCCUCCUUUCCUGCCACCCUGGGCCCUCCACUGAGAGAUCCUGUCCUCCCUGGCUGCUGGGCCUGUGACUUCCUAAUCCUGCCAGAGAGAGUGAGGGUCUGCUGACCCACUGCCCCUGUCCUGAUGCUGAUGCUAAGGGAGGGGCAGCUGAGAACUUUCUUAUGGGGCUCAUCCUUCUAGUCACAGGCUCCAUAUUCCAUGCUAGAAAAUAUAUAUUUUAAAAUGGAAGGAAAAAAACAGAAAAAAAGGCAUUCCCCCACAUCUCUCAACUUUAAACAUAUAGUAUUUAAAAAAUCAAAACAGCAAAUUCAACCAAUUGCAGAAGCUCUUUGCGGGCACUUAGUGACACCAUGGUGGGAGGAGCUCCAGAGCUACCUCUGGGUGUCCCUCUUCUGGCUACCUGCACAGGAUCCCUUACUUUCCUCUGAGAAAGCCCAGAGAGAACAUUGGCUCACGAACUGUGAGAUUGUGUUUUUAUACUUGGAAGUGGUGAAUUAUUUUAUAUAAGGUCAUUUAAAUAUCUAUUUAAAGAAUAGGAAGCUGCUUAUAUAUUUAAUAAUAAAAGAAGUGCACAAACUGCCA